This is a messenger RNA of Pimephales promelas (fathead minnow), 815 nucleotides long. RefSeq names its product mediator complex subunit 11 (gene med11). Lineage: Eukaryota; Metazoa; Chordata; Actinopteri; Cypriniformes; Leuciscidae. Gene Ontology annotation, biological process: regulation of transcription by RNA polymerase II. The record is from RefSeq and is a predicted model, not a curated record. Gene Ontology annotation, molecular function: transcription coregulator activity. Gene Ontology annotation, cellular component: mediator complex.
GUUCUUCUGCGGCUUCCGUACUUCCCGACGUACUGAUAUGCGAGUGCUUUGUUUAUUAAAGUCAGUGGUUAAAUAUCUGGUCAAGGUAACUUUCAUUGCUUAAAUAUACAUGCAAGUUGUGUGCUCGGGAUGGCUAAUGACAGGCUUAGAGCGUUAGAAGAUGUGGAGAAGGAGAUCGCUUUAGUGCUGCAGAGCGCAGGAACUAUUGUGCUGGAGCUUUCUAAAGAGAAGGCCAAUGCCAGUUUAUUAGACCGACAGCUGAAUCAGUUCCAGACCUCCAUCAACAGAGUUGAGAAUGAACUGAGUGCACAGAUCCGAUAUCUGACACAGGUGGCAACAGGUCAGCCUCAUGAGGGAUCGACAUACUCAGCCAGAAAGGACUGUCAAAUGGCCUUAAACCGUGCAGAAUAUGCCCGUGUCAAACUGGGAGAGCUGGGACGUACUUGUGAGAUAAUGCUUGAACCACAGACGUAAAGACGUAUUAAAUGGACUGUUACUUUGUAAUAUUUGUCAGCUGACUUCAUAAGUGUCUAAUCGUUUGAAAUAUUGUAUGACAAACCCAGUGAUUUGCUUUGAAUAUCUUCCCUGUGUUGUAAUGGCACCAAAGCUUUUGUCUUGUUGAGAAAUGUUAUAUGUAUGAGGAAACAACAACAUUUUUUUUUCACUAGUAUUUUAUUGAAGGGAACAUAAGACCUCUCCAUUCUAUUAUCUUGUAUUGUUCAUCACAGUUGUGAUAAUAUCAAGUUCACAGAACAAGGGUUGCAGGGUGUACAUCAAUACAAUAAUAGGCAUUUAUAUUACCACACACACAAAGA